Molecule: messenger RNA, 1589 nt
Organism: Helianthus annuus (common sunflower)
Lineage: Eukaryota; Viridiplantae; Streptophyta; Magnoliopsida; Asterales; Asteraceae
Product: UDP-glycosyltransferase 83A1-like
Exons: 2
Coding region: 55-1485 (476 amino acids)
Molecular function (GO): UDP-glycosyltransferase activity
Source: RefSeq, a predicted model, not a curated record
AUAAUAUGGAAACAUGCAACCUAGACAACAAUAUCACUUGCUAAGAUCUCUAAAAUGGAAAAUCAAAAUAACAACACCGGAAUAACACACGUCCUAGUUAUACCUUACAUAGCACAAGGUCAUGUGAUUCCUUUACUGGAGCUAGCACAGUGUUUGAUCGUGCAUGGAACGAAGGUCACAUUUGUGAACACGGAGGUGAACCACAAACUCGUGACGAAGACAUGGUUGGAAAGGGGCAGUUUUGGUCCUUUGAUGCAUAUGGUCUCAAUCCCAGAUGGGAUGGAACCAUGGGAGGACAGAAAUGACUUUGUUCGGUCAUGUGAAGCCAUGCACCAAGUCAUGCCUGGAAAGCUGGAAGAGCUCAUAGAAACGAUUAACAAAACAGAUGACGAUAAGAUCAGUUGUGUUAUUGCGGAUGCGGGCAUGCCAUGGGCCAUACAUGUUGCCGAGAAGUUGAGAAUUCAACGAGUUAUGUUCUGGUCUGCCCCUGCUGCAGCAUUCUCUGCAUUACUGAGCCUUCAGAAGUUGAUUAAUGAUGGGAUCAUUGACAACGAAGGAGUUCCUUUACAUCAGAACACAUUUCAGCUGUCACCAACCAUGCCAUCCAUGAGAUCUACAGAGUUUGGAUGGACCUGUAUGGGCAGUGUACCGACAAUAAAAGCCCUUUUUCAAUUUGCACUAAUAGCUGUCGAAGCCGCCAAAGCAGCACAGUGGCUACUUUGCAACUCAACAAUCGCACUGGAGUCUGCAACAUUCAACCUGUUUCCCAAUCUGGUGGCAAUCGGUCCUCUUUUGGCAAGUAACCGGCUAGCAAAGCAAGCAGGCCACUUCUGGAACGAAGACAUGACUUGUCUCGAAUGGCUUGAUCAGCAACCAGCGUGCUCAGUCGUGUAUGUGGCGUUUGGUAGCUUCACAAUCUUCAACCAAACUCAGUUUCAAGAACUGGCACUUGGUCUUGAACUUACCAAUAGGCCGUUCUUGUGGGUCGUGCGACCAGGGUUAACCAAGGAGACGUGUGAUAUGUACCCAGAUGGGUAUAUGGACCGAAUAGGCACUCGUGGGAAGAUAGUGAGCUGGGCUCCUCAACAAGCAGUGCUAGCUCAUCCUUCUAUUGCUUGCUUCUUGAGCCACUGUGGCUGGAACUCUACUCUAGAAGGUGUGAGCCGUGGGGUGCCUUUUCUUUGUUGGCCUUAUUUUGCUGAUCAGUUGCUUAACCGGACGUACAUUUGUGACGUCUGGAUGAACGGGCUGGGGUUUGAAAAGGAUGAAAAUGGUGUUAUCGGGAGACAUGAAAUCAUGGGUAAAAUAGAUCAGCUGAUCAACAAUAGAGAGUUCAAAACAAGGGCGCUCGAUCUCAAGGAAAAGGUUGCGGACAGUAUUAGAGAAGAUGGCCCAUCGUGCAAGAACUUUAAACGCUUCGUUAAGUGGACGCAGGAGAAAGAUGGUGAUGGUGAGAACGUUACGAAGAUACAAUUGGGUCUGUAGGAUAAUAGGCCAAAGCUAAUAAACUGUUUGUAUUAUGACCAGUUAAGAAAACCACUUGUUUUGGGUACCAUUACUUUAUAAACAAUGUCCUUUUACAGACCUAA